Hippoglossus stenolepis (Pacific halibut) is the source of this 7665-nucleotide messenger RNA. RefSeq names its product calcium channel, voltage-dependent, alpha 2/delta subunit 2a (gene cacna2d2a). The coding region runs from base 439 to 3777 and encodes 1112 amino acids. NCBI's taxonomy places the organism in Eukaryota, Metazoa, Chordata, Actinopteri, Pleuronectiformes, Pleuronectidae. Gene Ontology annotation, cellular component: voltage-gated calcium channel complex. The transcript is spliced from 39 exons. Gene Ontology annotation, molecular function: voltage-gated calcium channel activity. The record is from RefSeq and is a predicted model, not a curated record.
GAGAGUGCGAGAGGAAAAAAGGAGCAAAUGUGCGCGGCGGCGGCGGAGAGGGAGGGAGGACAGCUAGUACGCAAAUAGGCAGCGAGACACAUCAUCAUCACCACCAUCAUCAUCAUCAUCCACAGCAGCAGCAGCAGCAGCAGAGGCAGCAGCAGCAGCAGCAGCUCCUCCUGAUCUCCAGCUGCCAACCCUCUCUCUCUCUCUCUCUCUCUCUCUCUCUCUCUCUCUCUCUCUCUCUCUGUGCGUGUGUGUGUCUCUGAUUGAGAUUCCACUGCCGGCUGAAGUGUCCAAGAGCCUCCGCCAACCAUCACCUCCCUCCCCGCGCACGCACGCACACUUUCUCCGGAGCUCGGUUAUUCUUAGCUCCGGCGCCGCGAGAGACUGUCCUUCCGGCGCUGCUCUUUAUUUAUCCCAGUUUUCUUGCAUAUUUAAUGGAAAAUGGCGAUCUGCGCGCAGUCGUGCGGCUUCUUCUGCCUGCUCGCGGUCCAAACUGUACUUCUCAUAUGUGUGUCCACGCCGACAGCCGGGACCCACCUCUUCCCGCAGCACUACACAAUGAUUCACUGGGCCGGACGCAUCGAGAAGGAGCUGGAAAAGGUUCUGCAGCACGUCACCGGGACUCAGCAGAUGAGAUCGAUUUACAAUGAGAAGAAGAGCCAGUUCGAAAUCAAGAGAAAUAACCCCAAGGACUUGGUGGAGCGAGUGGCCCGGGACAUCUCCAAGCUGCUCAACAGUAAGAGGAAAGCCCUGGAGAAACUGGCCAGGGAGGCGGAGCAGCUGCAGAAGGAACACGUAUGGCAAGACGGUGUGACGGAGAAUGCCAUUUCAUACUACGAUUCCAAAGCGGAUUCAGACUAUGCAGAGGACGGAGAAGAGGAGAGCCUGCUGGAUAGCACGUCUUCUUUGGAGCUGGAGUUUGUGGACGAUCCAAACUUCAAAAACAAGGUCAACUACUCCUCCAGUGCGGUCCAGAUUCCUACAGACAUAUACAAAGGCUCACCAGUCAUCCUGAAUGAGUUAAACUGGACCCAGGCUCUGGAGCGAGUCUUCAUUGAAAACCGUCGGGAGGACAGCUCUCUGCGUUGGCAGGUGUUCGGCAGUGCCACUGGAGUGACUCGAUACUACCCAGCCACUCCAUGGAGGGCGCCCAACAAGAUCGACCUGUACGAUGUCCGCAGAAGGCCAUGGUAUAUCCAAGGUGCAUCGUCUCCAAAGGACAUGGUCAUCAUUGUGGAUGUGAGCGGAAGUGUCAGCGGCCUCACUCUGAAGCUCAUGAAAACCUCCGUCAAUGAGAUGCUGGACACGCUAUCAGAUGACGACUACGUGAAUGUGGCCAGGUUCAACGAGAAGGCCGACGCUGUGGUUCCUUGCUUCAGGACGUUGGUCCAGGCCAACAUUCGCAACAAGAAGAUCUUUAAGGAGGCCGUCAUGCACAUGCAGGCCAAAGGAACCACAGAUUACAAGUCUGGCUUCACGUUCGCCUUUGAACAGCUUCUCAAUGAGAGCAGUGCCCCGAGGGCCAGCUGCAAUAAGAUGAUAAUGAUGUUUACAGAUGGCGGGGAGGAUCGUGCACAGGAAAUCUUUGAGAAGUACAACUGGCCCAACAAAACGGUUCGUGUGUUCACCUUCUCUGUUGGCCAACAUAAUUAUGAUGUCACACCUUUACAGUGGAUCGCCUGUGCCAAUAAAGGAUACUACUUUGAAAUUCCAUCGAUUGGAGCCAUCCGAAUCAACACCCAGGAGUACCUGGACGUCCUGGGCCGUCCUAUGGCGCUGGCUGGUAUCAAAGCCAAGCAGGUGCAGUGGACAAACGUCUACCAGGACGCUCUGGGUUUGGGCCUCGUCAUCACUGGAACCAUGCCAGUAUUCAACCUCACUGCUGAUGUCGUCAGCUCUCAGAACCAGCUCAUCCUGGGGGUUAUGGGAGUAGAUAUCGCCAUCAACGAAAUCAAGAAGAAGACUCCUACGUACAGACUUGGAGCCAACGGUUACACCUUUGCCAUCGACCCAAAUGGUUAUGUGCUGCUGCAUCCCAACCUGCGACCUAAGAUCAUUAACUUCAGGGAGCCCGUCACUCUGGACUUUCUGGAUGCAGAGCUGGAAGAUAGCAACAAGGAGGAGAUCCGCCGACAGAUGAUUGAUGGCAAAUCAGGGCAAAAGAAAAUCAAGACGCUCAUUAAGUCAGUUGAUGAGAGGUACAUCGACGAGGCAAUGCGGACGUACACGUGGACGCCUGUGGAGGGCACAGAUUACAGUCUAGGUUUGGUACUGCCCACAUACAGUGAGAACCACAUCAAGGCCAACCUGAGUGACCAGAUCCUCCAGGUGCAGUUGCCAUUCACCAAGGAUUUUGAAUCACUGCUGCCAAACAGUUUUGAGUCUGAAGGACAUGUAUUCAUUGCUCCCAGGGAGUACUGCAAUGAUCUGGAACUGUCCAACAACAACACUGAGUUCCUGCUCAACUUCAUUGCUCUCAUGGAGAAGGUGACUCCGGACUCUAAACAAUGUGACAAUUUGCUCCUUCAUAACCUGAUUCUGGACACUGGCAUCAUCAGGCAGCUGGUAGAGAAGGUUUGGAAGAACAAAGACUUGAACACCUAUGGAUUUCUAGCCGUGUUCGCUGCGACUGAUGGAGGAGUAACAAGAGUGUUUCCCAACAAGGCUUCAGAAUCCUGGGAGGAAGACCCCGAGCCGUUUAAUGCCAGCUAUUACCGCCGCAGUCUCGACAACAAGGGCUACAUCUUCCGAGCACCUUAUCGAACAGCCAGGGACGAGCGGCUGAACCCAGAAAAUGACACCAUAGGGGUCCUGGUCAGCACAGCUGUGGAGAUCGCGAUAGGAGGAAAAACCAUCAAACCUGCAGUGGUCGGAGUGAAACUAGACCUUGAAGCCUGGACGGACAAGUUCAAGAUUCUUGCCAGUAACCACACAGACAACCGUCAAGGCUCAAACACGUGUGGACCGAACCGGGGCUGUGAAAUGGACUGUGAAGCCAACAGUGAGGAUCUCCUGUGUUACUUAAUAGACGACGGUGCAUUCCUGAUCAUGUCCAAUCAGAAGGACGACUGGAACAAGGUGGGGAUGUUCUUCAGUGACGUGGACCCCUACUUGAUGCACGCUCUCUACAACAAUUCCUUCUACAACCGCAAGCGGUCAUUUGACUACCAGUCUGUGUGUGAACGGAUGCCCAACAGUGAAGCUGGAGCUGCACCCAGAGGAGUGUUUGUGCCGACAAUUGCAGAUUUUGUAAACGUGGCUUGGUGGACGUCAGCAGCUGCAUGGUCCAUAUUCCAGCAGUUUAUAUACGGACUGGCUUAUCACAGCUGGUUCGCCACAGAUGAGGUGGACGCAGACGGAAUCGAUUCCAAAGAGCGGAGUUGUGUAAUGAUACAGACGCAGUACUACUUAAGUAAUCUGAGCAGCUCCUACAACAUCCUGCAGGACUGUGGCAACUGCUCCAGGCUGAUUCAUGCCAAGAGGAUAAACAACACCAACUUACUGUUUGUGGUGGCAGAGAAGAUGCCAUGCAACACCUGUGAGAUAGAGAAGCUGUCCCAGGAGGAGGAGGAGUUUAAAGAGGAGAAUCCAUGUGAAGAACUGACUGUGGCGCGUUAUCGAAAAGGACCGUCCACCUGCUUCGACUACAACACGGCUGAGAACACGUCAGACUGUGGGCGAGGUCACUCUUUCCGUCCGUCUCUCUACACUUUACUGCUUAUUCAGCUGCUUCUUCUUUAUCCGGCUGUCAGCCCCCACUUUAACUCGCUAUUACAUUAAUUCCUCCACUUAUCCUCCUUUUUGCCCUCCUCCUCUCCCGUCCCCUCAAACCCCCUUACCCGUACCUCCUCACCUCCCCACCCUCCUACGCCCCCACCCCCUGUUAUAGUCAUAGGUAAUAAUGGGACUUCCCAUCACAGCAAGUCGGAAGCCCACGAGUGCCACGCUACCCAGCUUGCUUCAAUUUGUGUCGCAUAGUGACAACUGCCGGGCCGUUGUGGUCCUCAGCCAGUUAACCUUCAUUUGCAGGAAGAGCGGGUGGUGCCGCACCACCUGGGUCAUCAGAGACAAUGUCCGAAAAGAAAAGAAAACCCCCGCCCCUGCGACCACCUCCACCACGUCCACCACCCGGAGAAGGGAGGGGUUAAACGGACAAGUCGGAUCUCCGCCUCACACAGACUUGAGAGUUGAGGUCACCUGCUCACCGUCACCUCUGUCGGUCAGACAGACGGCGGGAGCUGUCCUCCUUCUUCUCUCCUCCAUCUCAGAGCCUUGUUGCUCUGUCGCUCGCCUCUCGUGUGGGGCUGCAGAACAUUCGACCACUAACAUCCACCGCAAAAGAUUUAACAAAUAUGAACUGUCAAGUAUUCAAAAUGUCAAGUAUAAACCGCUGAAGUGAUGAGUAUUCCAAUCAUACAGUAUAUUUAGGUUUUAAUUUAACAAAGGAAGUCAUUAGGUGUUAACAAAAAAAAAAGAUAUGAAUUAAUUUAUGCACUAUAUCUAUUUGCCAAAAUGAGAUAGACUUUCAUGUGGUCUUUAUUUUUGUAGCCAAAACACUAGAAGAAACGGCUUCUGAUUUAGAUGUAGGAUAAACCUCAAGAGGAGGAGUCGGUCAGAAACCGAACGCUGAUUCAUUUUGUGCAGCUCCUUAAUUACAGAUUAAUGCUUUUGAAAAACAUCCACUGGGGAUUAGUGUAAUUACAUGAUGGUAAUUGCAUUUCUUGAAGUGUUUUUUCCUGAUAUUUACGUUCUAAGGCUCAUGUUUAUCUGACUGUAAAAAUACGAAUCAGUGUUCGGUUGCUGCAGAUUUGUUCUGGAGCGCUGUCGAUGUCGUGCAGUUUUCUCCUUUAUGAUCAAAUGACCAUUCUGACCUCUGGUUUAGACUGAUAUUAUGGAGAAAAAAAAAGCUCACCUCUGCCAAUCCUCAUGAGGCUUCUCCAGUAACCCAACACUCCUCUUCACGAUUUGUGAGUGUGCUUUACAUAACAAACGCACCAACAUCUUUUCCUCACGACUCUCUCAUAAUAGCUCAAGGUGGGGUUGUUUUUCUUAUUUUUUUUGCGGGCGGGGGGGUUAUAUUACCUUUUGACUGAUGCUGUUCAAACUUCAAAAUCAUUCGCUGCUGGGGGACAGGGGGCUUAUCGACAUUUCCAACAAAAGUGCAGAAGAGGCCACUAAAUAUGGUGAUCGCGUGCAGUAAGUAGUACUCUGGUUGUAAUCCGUCGCAAGUUUCGUCAUUUGAUCAUCACGAUGUGUGCAAAGUCAUUUUAGACUCCAAUGUUUAGGAGCCGCUCUGUUUCAUAGUGCCUUGAUGCACUUUGUUUUGGAAUGCAUUGGCUGUAUAUGAGUAGAGCCACUGUAUAGUACCUUUAUUGCGCAGCCAUCUUUGAGGCUGCAGGAACCUGAAAAGACUGAAUCCGCUGAGUAUACGGCUGAACACUGACCAGCUCCAGCUUAAUGUAUCCGCUCUCUCGGCUGUGGUCGCUGUGCCCCCUCAGAGACCACCUGACUGCCACCAUAUGGAGUUACUAUACCGUUCCUUUACAAAGCCAUGUAUAGAGCUAUGAUACACUAUCAGUAUACAGCGACUUAACUGGCCAUAGAGCAUUUUUUAGGGCCACCUGACUGCUAUAGUUCUGCCUGAAUCGUAUGUGUUACUGUGUGCGCGUGUAUGUGUGUGUUAGUUUGCGUUUUCAAACCCCUCAAAAGGGAAUGUCUUUUAAAUGGAGUGUGUCUGAGGGAUGACAGUUGUGGUAGCAUAGCCAUUUUUUUUUUUCUGUUCCUAUAUCGCAAAGGACAAAAUCUAGUGUUGUUGUUGAGAAAAAAAAGGGAUUUUACAGAAAUGAAAAAGAGAAAAAAACAAAAAAAAGAAUCCAUCUUCAAACAUCCGUCUGCUUAAAUAUCGAUCCAAGGGAGCAGAGCUUUCCGAAAGAAUGUGUAGUUCAUCAGUGUUUUCUGUUUCAGAUGCAACAUAGAUAACAAAGCCUCUCUAAAUGCCUUAGUGUUAACACAGUACGGAGCUCCGAUGCGUCCCCUUCCCCUGUCACUGCACAUUCUCUCUCACGCACACACAAAAUAGAUCCUCCAAAAUAUUCGCCUCCUCCGGGCUCUCUUGGUGUUCUGCAGUAAGUAUAGUGAGCUCUAGUUUUGUAUUUUCAACGUCUUGGAAUGAUCCGCUAUUGAUUGAUGCCUGUGCGAGUAAAUGCUUGAAAGCCGGUGGGAGUUUUAAAAAAAAAAAAUUCAAAAGUGUCCGACCUUCGAUGUUCACACACACACACACACACCUAAAACCUCACUGUAUGGCUCUAGUGGGAUGAUUCACACAAUGAUUUGAACCUUAACUUGCACACUCUGUACAGUAGUUGGUACCUUUUGAUGUGGCAAACAUGCCGGCACAGUAACUGCAGAGCGGCUCUGAAUAAACCAGACUCUAGAAAAUAAAAGACUGUUAGAAGAAAAAAACGUUGAAAUUUCAGUUUCCCAAUUAGGCACCUUUCAGUGUAGGUAGGGGCCUGGUCACCUGAUGCCGGAUGCAGUUUUACUUUCCUGGCAUUCGUUUGUCUCUGUCCUGUGCCAUUAAUUCUGUCUGUAUUUACCCUAUUUCCACUCUCUGUAAAUGAACGCUAAACGUGCCUGUGGAAAUGUACCCCCUGCGACUUCCUCUCUUCCCCUGGCUCUGUACGCAAACAGUCUCACACGCACGUAUACGUAAAUAUGUGGGCCUAUACAGUAUGUGCACCUGCACUGAGACGUUAUGCACACAAAACAUAGAAGUAAAACAUGUGAUGACACUUAUUCAUGCCCAGCUGGGAGAUGUCGAGCACCAGGCAGAAGUAAGAAAGAAAAAGAAAACCAAGGGCGUAACUAUCCCAGGUGGGGUUUUUUCUUUGUGAGCGGGACGGGAUGUCAGAGCAGAGGCAAGCUCAGGGAGUGGGUCUCCACAGAGCAGCAUGGGCCUGUCAGACAGAAGGUCAUGGAGGAAUCAUGUAGUGACGUCCCCGUGUGCAUCCUGACAGAAGACGUCUCCUUCUAAAGGGACCACACGAGUGAUUUCUGUGGUUUGACAAAUUUUGCUUUUGCCACAAAAUGGAAGAAAAAAAGAAAAAUAGUAAAUUGGUCCAGCUUGGGGAUAAGAGGGGAGGGGGUUAUCGUUAAGGACGAAGCCCUGAAAUACCCAAGGGUUUCCAUGACGUCCCCCCCCCGAACCCCGGCUGCAUCCGUGUUGGUGCGUCUCUGUGGGAAAGACACGUGUGUAUGUGAUUCUGUAGUCUGUAGUCUGGUGCUAUGUGACCAUGUUUGAAAAGUGUGUGAAAAAAAUAACAUUUAGAGGAAAAAAAGAGUGAAAUCAGUCCAAUUUUAAGUGAAGUAAAAAAAUAUAGGAAUACAGCAGUGUUGAUAAGUUUGAGAUAUGAAGUCAAAAUGUUUUUGAUUUCUUUUAUUUAAGUUCUUGUGCGUAUGUGAGUGUGAAUGUUUGUGUGUGUGGAAGAUUUCGCUCCUUCUUUUCUGGGCACUGGUCCAUGUCGCUCCAUUCUUUUGUACAGAUGAAGCUUAAAAAAAAGAAGAGGGCAAAAUUUGUAAAAUAUUGUGUCUGUGACUCCUUGUAAAAUAUUUUCAAAUUGUUUAUUACAGAGAAUCAGUUAUUAAAUAAUGUUCAUAUUUUUCACUUCA